GACAGAGACGAACAGGCAACGAAUUGUUGCAUAGGGUUACAGCGCAUUCCACGGAGAAGUGCUUCAGCCCUCCGCCUAUCCUACCGAGCCGAACAUCCCCACGCAAGGCGCAGAAACAUGGACACGCUGGUGAGCAUGCGUGGGCGCCCGCAUUGCGUACAGAGGAGAUCCCGCAAGAGGGGAAACGAAUUGGCGCAAGCAUACACGUAUCCUCGAGAGCGCAAAGCACCAGUGCGCCUGCCGCCUUUCCCGCCAGCCUCGGACCGCCCCCACAGGCGCCCACAGCUGAUUGUCGAUGAAGCGCUCACCGGGCAUCACAAGGCACGCCCCACAGCUCCUAACAACUUUGCUAACUGCGGGCGCCUGGCUUUGCCUCGCAGGAGGGCUUUGAGCGGCGCGCCAACCCGGGCGACCGCGAGCAGCAGGAGCUGCUGUCCGAGAUGCGCGGCCACCUGCGCAAGCUGCAAGAGUCCACUCGGGACCAGGACCCGCGGCUGAGCUUCUCCACGCCUGAGUUCAAGGAGGCGCAGCGCGCCUUCACUGAUGGCUUCAAGCGGAACUUUGGGCGGCCUGUGGAGUGGGCGAUGGUCAAGGAGUACCCCUGGAGCACCCCUGUGCUGCGCAAGCUCGAGCAACCAGUGGACGUCAAGGGCCAGCCAUGGCCAGCCCAGUAAGGGUUGUGCAGUCGUGACAAGGCGGUGGCGGUGGUGGUGGGCUGCUGCUGGGACCGUUCAGACCCUCGUGAGGAACCGUUAGCAGCGCAAAGCUGCGGGCACAUGGAGCGGGGGCCCAUGUCCCUACCUGUGUAGCGCCAGCGCCGACUGCGCCGACGGAAGUGGGCCAGUCCGGCGGGAAAGGAAGGGGGCUAUCGCAUUUCGCCCCUCUAUGUUUUCCGCGAUGCAUGACGGGGUUGCAUAACCGUAGGGCCGCUGAUUUGCAUGCGGGAUGAAGCAGAGAGUAAAACGCGGUCCCGGAAAAGCGUGCGCUGACGAUGCAAUUCAAGAGAAAGCUCCGGCGUGUUGGGUGCAAGUUGAGGGAAAACGCGGAGAGCAAGUGGAACGUUUUUGUAACGCCUACCGGCC
Molecule: messenger RNA, 1082 nt
Organism: Chlamydomonas reinhardtii
Lineage: Eukaryota; Viridiplantae; Chlorophyta; Chlorophyceae; Chlamydomonadales; Chlamydomonadaceae
Exons: 4
Coding region: 441-674 (77 amino acids)
Source: RefSeq, a predicted model, not a curated record